This is a messenger RNA of Pocillopora verrucosa, 1048 nucleotides long. Its product is annotated as N-acetyltransferase 8. The record is from RefSeq and is a predicted model, not a curated record. NCBI's taxonomy places the organism in Eukaryota, Metazoa, Cnidaria, Anthozoa, Scleractinia, Pocilloporidae. Gene Ontology annotation, molecular function: N-acetyltransferase activity.
AAUCCUCAUCGAAUCACCUGAUAUCCGAAACUAAUUUCCUUUACGCUCACUUUAACGUAAACUUCUGCUCUGCUAGCUGAUUUUGGUACAGGAGGCGAGAGAGGGAAGCUUUUUUUUGCUGAAGACAACGUAGAAAACUGAUAGACAUCACCAACUUAUGCUCACUGGUAAGAUGAAUGCACAGCUGCAAUCUUUCGCUUUACCUAGAAGUGGUAAUGAAGUCCUGAUUAGGAAAUUCAAAAACACAGACCUUCACGUCUGCCGAGAGAUUUUUACCCAUGGAAUGGAACAGUUGAUCAGCCUAGUAGCACGCGUUGUUUUCCCGAAAUAUAUCUGGAUUCUAUCGACAUGCAGCGUCGUUGUUCUCGUUCUUGCCCUCGCAAUCAAGUGGAUCGUAAGCUUUUUUCUCCUCUAUAUGAUUGCUUGCGUCGUAUUGGCGGCCUCGUUGUAUUCAAUGCUGUAUAUGGAAUGCUGGAACUUCAUCGAUUCUUGUUUGGCAACGGACCUGAAGGACAUCGAUAGAUGCUACAUGUCUAGUGAAAAUUGUCGCAUGUGGGUGGCUGAGUGGAAUGGUAAAGUUGUGGGAAUGGUUGGACUUAUUCACAAGGAAAGUCACAAACCAGGAGUGGCAGAACUUCAGAGGAUGUCUGUAUCACCAGCCUGUAGAAAAAUGGGAAUCGCUAAGAAACUACUCGACGAACUGAUCAAAUUCGCAAAGGAUCAGCAAUUUCAGAAGCUUGUGCUUACCACCACUAGUGCACAAACACCAGCCAUUCGACUGUACAAGAAAUACGGCUUCAAACUCAGAACCUCUAUUCCUUAUCCUAAAAAGCUUCUUAGUGAUCUGAAACACUAUUGCUUUGAACUCGAGUUAUGACCCUGGUUGUUAUUUCUUCCUCUAAACUGUCCACUAUGGAUUUGGAUUUAACUUGUCAUCAAUAUUUAGGUGAAUGUCCUUGCUACACUCCUUAAUGAAAGAACGGAGAGGUAAGCUAAUUAAUUCUGACCAUAUCUAAGUUUUCAGCAGCGUCGAAUUAUUAAAGCAAAU